Messenger RNA from Talaromyces amestolkiae, 1071 nucleotides. RefSeq lists its product as uncharacterized. Gene Ontology annotation, molecular function: metal ion binding; mRNA binding. The coding region runs from base 1 to 1071 and encodes 356 amino acids. The transcript has 4 exons. Gene Ontology annotation, cellular component: cytosol. Gene Ontology annotation, biological process: cytoplasmic translation. The record is from RefSeq and is a predicted model, not a curated record. NCBI's taxonomy places the organism in Eukaryota, Fungi, Ascomycota, Eurotiomycetes, Eurotiales, Trichocomaceae.
AUGCCGCCCAAGAAAGUAGCAGAUCAGCCCAAGAAGAAGAAGGCGUCGGUGGAGGAUAAGACGUUUGGUAUGAAAAAUAAAAAAGGAGGAAGCGCCCGCCGACAAAUAGCCCAACUCGAAGCACAAGCCAAAUCCAACAAAAACGCCGACGAGAAAAAGAAAGAAGCCGAGAAGGCGCGCAGAGCCGCCGAAAAGGCUGCCGAAGAACAAGCCAAACGCGACACCGCAGAACUCUUCAAGCCGGUUCAGGUACAAAAGGUACCUUUUGGCGUGGACCCAAAGACUGUGGUCUGCCAGUUCUAUAAACAGGGACACUGCGACAAGGGCAAAAAGUGUAAAUUCAGCCACGACUUGAGUGUCGAGCGAAAAGCGGCGAAGAGGGAUUUGUACUCGGACACGAGAGAUGCGGAGGCCGCUGCUAAUGGCAAAGAAAAGGAUACGAUUGAUCAGUGGGAUGAGGCGAAGUUGAGAGAUGUGGUGUUGAGUAAACAUGGUAAUCCGAAGACGACGACCGAUAAAGUGUGCAAAUAUUUCAUUGAGGCGGUUGAGAAUCAGAAAUAUGGAUGGUUCUGGACGUGUCCGAAUGGUGGAGAUAAGUGCAUGUAUCGACAUGCUCUGCCUCCUGGAUUCGUACUCAAAACCAAAGAGCAACGAGCCGCCGAAAAAGCGCUCAUGGACAAAUCGCCCCUCAACACGCUUACUCUUGAAGAUUUCCUCGAAAUCGAACGACACAAACUCACGGGCACCCUGACACCAGUCACGCCGGAGUCCUUUGCCGAGUGGAAGAAGAAACGACUCGACAAGAAGGCGGCCGAGGAAGAAGCGCGCAAGGCCAGGGAGGCUACAGGUCGUACGCUCUUCGAAUCUGGCAAUUGGCGUGCUGCGGGCGACAGUGACGAGGAGUCGGAUGAAGAGGGUGAAGAUGAUGGAGUGUGGAACUUGGACGCGUUGCGUCGGGAGACGGAGCGGAUACGCAUGGAGAAGGAAGAGGAGCGGUUGGCGAGGUUGCAUGGUGUUUCGACUACGGGGGAGACGCUGGGUGAGGAGGUUGCAGUUGACGGCGAUGGUUGA